Messenger RNA from Kalmanozyma brasiliensis GHG001, 1617 nucleotides. RefSeq names its product Aldehyde dehydrogenase. The coding region runs from base 1 to 1617 and encodes 538 amino acids. Gene Ontology annotation, cellular component: cytoplasm. Gene Ontology annotation, molecular function: aldehyde dehydrogenase (NAD+) activity. The transcript has 2 exons. The record is from RefSeq and is a predicted model, not a curated record. Gene Ontology annotation, biological process: aldehyde metabolic process. Lineage: Eukaryota; Fungi; Basidiomycota; Ustilaginomycetes; Ustilaginales.
AUGUCAGGCAAGCCAGCCGCCGCCGCCGAUGCCGGCCUCGAGUACACCAACAUCGAUGACAUCCCACAGAUCGUCAGCGACCUUCGUGCCGCCUUCUUGACCGGCAAGACGCGUUCCAUCGAGUACCGAAAGAACCAGCUCAAGCAGCUCGCCUACAUGCUCAAAGACCACAAGGACGACUUUGUCGAGUCGCUCAAGAAGGACCUUGGCCGUUCGCGCUUCGAGUCCAUCUUCGCCGAGCUUAUGGGCACCACCAACGAGAUCGUCGAGGCUGUUGCCAAGCUUGACAAGUGGGCUAAGCCCACCAAGCCCUGGGCCGGCGUCGCCUGGGCUGCGCACGGCGCAAAGAUCCGCUCCGAGCCCAAGGGUACCGUCUUGGUCCUCGGCGCUUGGAACUACCCGAUCACUGUCCAGAUCGGUCCUGUCGUCGGUGCCAUCGCUGCCGGUAACACCGUCAUCCUCAAGCCUUCCGAGGUGGCUGGCCACACCGCAAAGCUGAUCGCCAAGCUGUGGAACAAGUACCUCGAUCCCGAGUGCUACCGUAUCGUCAACGGCGGUAUCCCAGAGACCACCGCUGUUCUCGACCAGCGCUUCGAGCACAUCUUCUACACCGGUAACGGCACCGUCGGCCGCAUCAUCGCCGAGAAGGCUGCCAAGUGGCUCUGCCCCGUCACGCUCGAGCUCGGUGGCAAGUCGCCCGUCUACGUUGACAAGAGCGCCGACCUCAGCAUCGCCGCUCACCGUAUCCUAUGGGGCAAGUCGUUCAACUGCGGUCAGACCUGCAUUGCCCCCGACUACGUGCUCAUCGCUCCCGAGCUGCAGGACAAGUUCAUCGCCGAGCUCAGGAAGGCGUACGAGCGCUUCUUCCCCAAGGGCAAGGGCGGUGUCGAGGAGUCGGCCAGCUACGCCCGCAUCAUCAACCCUGGUCACUGGAAGCGCCUCGACGCCAUGCUCGGCGGUACCAAGGGCAAGAUCGUGCUUGGCGGCGAGGGUGAUGAGAACUCCAAGUUCCUUCCUCCCACUGUCGUAGCCAAUGUCAAGCCCAAUGACCCUCUCAUGACCGGCGAGAUUUUCGGUCCUAUCCUCCCCAUCAUGUCUGUCAGGAAUGUCAAGGAGGCCGUCGACUUUAUCAACUCGCGCGACCAGCCCCUCUCGCUCUACCUCUUUGCCGGCGACAGCAAGGUCAAGGACUUCUUCUUUGACAACACUCGCUCCGGUGCCUGCGUGCAGGGUGACACGCUGCUUCACUUUGCCGUCGAUGCUCUGCCCUUCGGUGGUACUGGUCCUUCCGGCUACGGUAACUACCAUGGCAAGGCCUCGUUCGACCAGUUCAGCCACCAGCGUGCCAGCCUGGAUGCCCCCUCGACCGGUCUUCUCGGCAAGAUCAUCGAGCUCGUCAUGUCUUCGCGAUACCCACCGUACACGGAGGCCAACCUGAAGAAGAUGAGCGCGCUCGCCGAGUACUCGAUGACCUUCAAGCGUCCCUCCAACCCACACAGCAGCAUAACCAAGUCAUCAUCGGUCGGAAAAGUUGUGACGAAGCGACUUGCCAUUCUGGUUCUGCUCCUCUCGAUCGUCUUUGGCGCCCGAAACAAGGGCCUGAUCGGCUGGAUCUAA